Molecule: messenger RNA, 3920 nt
Organism: Anolis sagrei ordinatus
Lineage: Eukaryota; Metazoa; Chordata; Lepidosauria; Squamata; Anolidae
Source: RefSeq, a predicted model, not a curated record
GCCGUUGCGGAAGAGAGUGGCGGCGGCUCCUCCUCCUCCUCGGAGUCCGCUUCCGCCCGGUCUCAAGAUGGCGGCGCCCUUUGUCUCUUCCGCGUCCGCCUGAGCUCGGGAUGAUGUGAGGCGCCGGGAUGGCCGCCAUGGACUUCCCCUUGCACAGCCAGCAAGUGCUGGAGCAGCUGAACCAGCAGCGUGAGCAGGGCCUGCUGUGUGACUGCGCCGUGGUGGUGGACGGCAUCGACUUCAAGGCACACAAGGCCGUCCUGGCCGCCUGCAGCGCCUACCUGCGCUCCCUCUUCGCCUCCCAGAGGGACGUUGUGCGCCUCGACAUCCGUAACGCCGCAGGCCUGGAGCGGGUGCUGGAGUUCAUGUACACGGCAAAGCUGAGCCUGAGCCCGGAGAACGUGGAGGACGUCUUGGCGGUGGCUGGCCUCCUCCAGAUGCAGGAGGUCAUCAGCGCCUGCCACUCCCUCCGGGCCCUGGCUGCGGGUGCUGGGUCCUCUUCCCCUGGUCCCCAGGCCCCCCAGGCAACAGGGCACGACAAGGGUUCUGGUGGCCCCGCGGAGGAAGCAGCGGAAGCCACCAUCAAGGAAGGGGAGGCCUCCCCGUGCACCCCUCAAGAACCUGAAGCCGUGGACGAGGAGGAGGAGGAAGACCAUGCACUCAGCAAGGAGACAGCUGCAGAGAAGACAGGCGAAGAAGCGGAGGACAGGGCCAAGGAGGAGCCCAGCGUCACAACAGAAGGCCUGCCUUUGAAGGAACCGACGGCCGUGAAGGUCCCGGCUGAGAUGGAGGUGGAGCUGGAGGGACAGGAGGAGGAGGACGACGACGUUGACGAGGAAGAGGACGAAGAGGAGGAGGAGGACGAUGAAGAGCUUCCCUCGGAGGCCAAGCGGGCCAAGGUGGAUGAGGCCGAGGGCAGCGACUCCGGGCAGGAGAGCGCGGGGGAAUCCCGCCUCCUGCGCUCGGGAACCUACAGCGACCGGACCGAGUCCAAGACCUAUGGGUCCGUCACGCACAAGUGCGAGGACUGUGGGAAGGAGUUCACGCACACGGGGAACUUCAAGCGCCACAUCCGCAUCCACACCGGGGAGAAGCCCUUCUCCUGCCAGGAGUGCAGCAAAGCCUUCUCCGACCCGGCCGCCUGCAAAGCCCACGAGAAGACACACAGCCCGCUGAAGCCCUACAGCUGCGAGGAGUGUGGGAAGAGCUACCGCCUGGUGAGCCUGCUGAACCUGCACAAGAAGCGCCACACGGGUGAGGCCAAGUACCGCUGUGAGGACUGCGGGAAGCUCUUCACCACCUCGGGGAACCUCAAGCGCCACCAGCUGGUCCACAGCGGGGAGAAGCCCUACCGCUGCGACUUCUGCGGGCGCUCCUUCUCGGACCCCACCUCCAAGAUGCGCCACCUCGAGACCCACGACGCCGGCAAGGAGCACAAGUGCCCCCACUGCGAGAAGAAGUUCAACCAGGUGGGGAACCUCAAGGCCCACCUGAAGAUCCACAUUGCCGACGGGCCGCUCAAGUGCCGCCAGUGCGGGAAGCAGUUCACCACCUCCGGCAACCUCAAGCGGCACCUGCGCAUCCACAGUGGAGAGAAGCCCUACAUCUGUGUCCACUGCCAGCGCCAGUUCGCCGACCCGGGAGCGCUGCAGCGCCACGUCCGCAUCCACACAGGUCAGAAACAGGCGGAGGGACGGUGGUUGGAGGGGCAUCCAAACGCAAGGAAGGCCUUCCUGACCCAAAGAGGAAGAUUGGGGGGAGGGGAAAACACCAGGUUUGUCCAGUCCAGCCAGCUGGCCAACCACAUCCGGCACCACGACAACAUCCGGCCCCACAAGUGCAACGUCUGCAACAAGGCCUUUGUGAACGUGGGUGACCUCUCCAAGCACAUCAUCAUCCACACAGGUGAGAAGCCCUUCCUGUGCGACAAGUGCGGCCGCGGUUUCAACCGUGUGGACAACCUGCGCUCCCACGUCAAGACGGUGCACCAGGGCAAGGCCGGGAUGAAGAUGCUGGAGGCCGGGGGCAGCGAGGCGGCCGAGCUCAACAUUGUGACCGUGGCCUCCGACGAGAUGGUUGCCCUGGCCACCGAGGCCCUGGCUGCCACGGCCGUCACGCAGCUCACAGUGGUCCCCGUUGCGACACCCGUCACGGCGGACGAGACAGAGGCCCUGAAGGCGGAGAUCACCAAGGCCGUGAAACAAGUACAGGAAGCCGACCCCAACACACAGAUCCUCUACGCCUGCGACUCCUGCGGGGAGAAGUUCCUGGACGCCAGCAGCCUGGCGCAGCACGUGCGCAUCCACACGGCCCAGGCCCUGGUCAUGUUCCAGGCCGACACGGACUUCUACCAGCAGUACAGCUCUGCUGCCGCCACCGCCUGGCAAGGAGGAGCAGGGGAGGCGCAGGUGCUGCCUGCCACAGAGCUGCUCUUCCGGGUGCGGGACGGCGGGGAGGCAGCCGGGGCGGAGGCUCCGCAGGCGGCGGAGUGAACAGACACCCCGGCUGGGCUACUGCCUACCGAAAAGAGGCAACGCUAGGAAACCCUGCUGUAAAGAGAGAGGUAUUUCCGUACGGGAGAGAGUCCACGUCUGUGAAUAUUUAGAUGAAAUAAAGUCAGAGAAGAUCAGCUCGCUUGUGAACACUUGAAUCGGAGCCUUCUGCCUUCCAAACUCGAGCUGACAAGAGACGAGCGGGUCACAGAACCACACAACCCCACGUCUUCCUUGCUUCUGUGGACUUUCAGAGGACUUGCUUCGUUUCUUCAAGGCGUUGAUUGGGCCGGAACCACUAAGUGUCAGGCGGGUCGCUCGUGAACACUUGAAUCGGCACCUCCUGCCGUCCAAACCCGAGCUGACGAGAGACGGGCGGGUCACAGAACCACACAACCCCACGUCUUCCUUGCUUCUGUGGACUUUCAGAGGACUUGCUUCGUUUCUUCAAGGCGUUGAUUGGGCCGGAACCACUACGUGUCAGGCAGGUCGCUCGUGAACACUUCAAUCGGCACCUCCUGCCGUCCAAACCCGAGCUGACGAGAGACGAGCAGCGCCACACAACCCCACGUCUUCCUUGCUCGCGUGGACUUUCUUGCAUCUUUCCUUCAAGGCGUCGAUUGAACCGGAACCCAGCCUUCCUGGGAUUCUUCCCGCAACAGCAAAGUGGGCUCUUCAAUGCUUUCCUCCGAAAGGGAUCCCACGGAAGCAGUGAAGAUCCACAGGGAGCGAGGCCUUGGCUUUCCUCCUCCAAAAGUGGCCCAGACACAACCGUUCGUGACUCUAAGAGGAUGCGCAUACCCAGUUUACAGAGACUGAGACACUCCUACUGAGGCCACUUCCAUCGAGGGUCUUCAACGUGACCGAUGCUAUCUGGAUUGUACAACAGGGUUGAGGGAGGAGGCCUUCCUCCUCCGCCAGGUCUCCUCUGCCUUUUUCCCGGUCACAACAAGGGAGCGGAAAAGCGAGAGGAAAAGCGCCCUCGGCUUGGGCUGGGACGCGGAAGAGAGGUUGCAGAUCCCUCUGGCCAUUUCCCGCCCUCAGGACGGACUCGGGAGCAUUCAGCACAACCCAGGCAGGGAUUGUUUUGUAUUUUUUAAUAAAGUCUUGUAAUCCAAUGGACACACAAAACAAAACUGCGCUGAGAAAAACAGUUCCAUAAAUUAAGUGUUAGGAGGAGGAAGAAGAGGAGGAGGAGGACCAGGGACCGGGAAGAGGAGGAGGUACAAAGUCUGUACAAGUGUAUAACACUUCCACAUCUGGGGGGAAGGAGGAGGAGGAAGUGACGGAGGAGGAAGGGGCGGGCCAUGUCUAAAUGAAGCGCACUUACAAAUGAGUGACAAAUACAAAGUCUUGAGUAUGAAAAUAAGAUUUUCUCUGAAAACACAUUUUUUUGGCACAGAUUAAAAAAAAAGUAUGUUGUGGGGA